Messenger RNA from Cylicocyclus nassatus, 1272 nucleotides. The record is from the annotation of a GenBank genome assembly. Lineage: Eukaryota; Metazoa; Nematoda; Chromadorea; Rhabditida; Strongylidae.
AUGCAUAUGAUGACUACCUGCUUUGUUUUGAUGUUAUCAUUACCCUUAGCAUCAUGUUAUAAAUGCAACGAUUAUAAUUUCUAUAGAAACCACUUGGAAGAUUUCAAAAUACAAUGUGGAGAGAAAACAAGCGUGGAGUUCAAAGAUAAAUCAGGAGUCAUCAAAGCGAAAGAUUUCACCGAGGAUGAAUUCAAUCAGUUCUUCUCAAAAAUGCUCCGUUUUCAAGCAUGUAUAAGAGUUGAUGAAGUUGCGUUCAGAAAAGUGUCUUUUCCAGCAGUUAGCGCUAGAGCAGAUGUGAAGUGCCUAAGAUCAUUAGCAGCAGUAGUAAUAACAAACAAUCCAAGAUUGGAAGAAAUCGUUUUUGGUAAUGGGACCGUACCCGCUUCCUACGUCCCUACGCUCAUGGUUCGAGGCAACAAGAAACUUUCCAAUGAAACUAUAAACAAUUUGAAUCUCAUAAAAGCUGGAGCGAGAAAAUCAAAACGAAAUCAGAUCCAGGUUUACGGAGAAAUCUUGGAUAACUCAAAACUAUGCAUUAGGGAUGACCUCGAAAAGCAUCUCCGGACAAGAUUGAUUGACCUGAAUAUGACGGUCCCAGAACAAUGCGAAAUGGUCUGUAUGGGUGGUACUGUUACAUCUGUUUAUAUUGAAACGACCAUAACCGGUCGCCAGUGCGACAUUAUAAGAGGUGACCUCAUCAUAAAAAACUGGAAAGGCGAUACAACUCCACUGCAGCAUCUUUCCACGAUCAGAAAGAUCAAAGGAGUUUUGCAUAUCAGGGACAACGCUAACAUUGAGAAACUAGAGUUUUUCCCAGCUUUAGAAGAAAUUGACGCUGAAUCGGAACACAAACGGCCCGCACUGCUGAUAAGCAACAACAGUGUGCUGGAACAAGUGCAGUUUGUGUCCCUUGUCAAAAUAACAACCACAGCUCGCAUCAGCACGGUUAUCACAAACAACCCGAAACUUAUCAUUAUUAAGGAUGAAUGGUACGAGGCUGCCGGUGGUAAGAAUCGCACCGAAAUUGUUCUUGCCAACAUCAAGGAAGACGAAAGCGGAUUUGGAUCACCUCUACUGUACAUUGUCCUGGUUAUUGUCAUUAUCGUCGUCUUCAUAACACUCGCUCUGCGAUAUACUUAUGGAGGACAAGCAACAAUCUCUUCAUAUCAAUCUCACACGAAGCACAUGAAGAAAGCGUCUACCAUCUUAUGUACAAAUUCUGCCAGAACGAAUGUGAUAGCUUCAAAUAGUUUCAAUCGACAGUUUCUAUGA